AUGGAAAUUCCACAGCCCCUCGAGGCCCCAGGCCCAAUCAGACCAAUAACCUGCGUCGAAAUGCACACAGCAGGCGAGCCAACGCGAAUCAUCUGGGAUGGAACCCCGCCUUUGACAGGUACCCUGCUGGAACAACGAGCGCAAGCAAAAGCCCAAUUCGACGAAUUCCGCCGCGUUCUCAUACUCGAGCCGCGCGGCCACUACGACAUGUACGGUGCGAUCCUACGCCCGGAGACCGAGCUCGUCGCGUCCGGAGAAGCCCAUAUAGGCGUUCUGUUCAUGCACAACGAAGGGUUCUCGACUAUGUGCGGACAUGCGACGAUCGCGCUGGGCCGGUUCCUUGUCGACGUUGACGAGAAGGUAUUUCCUCGUCGGAGGGAAUUGAAAUUUGACCCUGUGUCCCGGACGACGACGCUUAAUCUUCAUGUGCCAUGUGGCGUGGUCGAGGUUACUGUUCCCACGUUGGAUUCUGGGAAAUCGGAUGCGUCGCGGCCUGUUUCGUUCGUGUCUGUGCCGUCGUUUGCUACUGCUAUUUCCUUUCAGGUCCCUGUGCCUGAGAAGUAUCGCUGGGCUGAGCUUGCUGGCAGGGCUUCUGUUACGGCGGACUUUGCUUAUGGGGGUGCGUACUAUGGUAUGAUUAGUGCUGAGGAAUUGGGCUUCCCUGGUGGACUUGGGGAGAUUAAGUUGCAGGAUAUGGACCAUGCGACAAAGUUGCUCAAAGAGGCUGUGGUUACGAAUCCAGACUUGCGAUAUCUCAUCCAGGAUGUUCGGACUGCUGAGGAGGGAUUCUUGUACGGGAUUAUGAUCACUGAUACGCGACUGGGACAUGUUAGUGCUUCAGAGGGGACGGCGGCUGCUCGUGCGCAGUUAGAUGCUAGCAGUGAGGAGACAGGGCUCUGUUUCUUUGCGAACCAGCAGAUUGACCGGUCACCCACUGGAAGCUGUGUGGCUGCGAGGGUGGCUCUCGCACAUGCCAAAGGGACUUUGCCGGCGGGUGAGAAGAGGAUUUAUAAUUCCCUGGUGACUCGUGCAUACAGAGGUAUUCCUGGAUUUGUUGGGUCUGUCUUUGAUGAUGCUGGCACAAGUGGAGGAGACCAACAGAGUGUUCGAGUCUGUGUCGAGGGAUAUGCGUAUUAUACCGGAUAUCAUUCCUUUGUGGUAGAGAAGGAGGAUGGCCUCGGGGUGGAUGGAUUCUCUGUGAGGGACAUUGCACUAUAG
Molecule: messenger RNA, 1218 nt
Organism: Penicillium roqueforti
Lineage: Eukaryota; Fungi; Ascomycota; Eurotiomycetes; Eurotiales; Aspergillaceae
Product: putative proline racemase
Exons: 1
Coding region: 1-1218 (405 amino acids)
Molecular function (GO): hydro-lyase activity
Source: RefSeq, a predicted model, not a curated record